Messenger RNA from Meira miltonrushii, 1574 nucleotides. RefSeq lists its product as uncharacterized. The transcript has a single exon. Gene Ontology annotation, biological process: lipid homeostasis; nuclear envelope organization. Gene Ontology annotation, cellular component: nuclear membrane; nuclear envelope. NCBI's taxonomy places the organism in Eukaryota, Fungi, Basidiomycota, Exobasidiomycetes, Exobasidiales, Brachybasidiaceae. The record is from RefSeq and is a predicted model, not a curated record. Bases 149 to 1504 code for a protein of 451 amino acids.
CGACUGUACAAUAACCAUCAACCGACAUCAUCGGAACCCUAUCCGCGAUCAUUCACGCUUACCUAGCAAAUAACUUAUCAUGUCAUUUGCUGGAGGACGUACUCCUUAUUGAUCAUUACAACAAGAAAGAGUAAAUUUCAUUCCAGAAAUGUAUUCAAAUAAACAACAACAACAAAUGAGAUCUCGCGAUUCUCCAAUGGAUUUCGCAUAUGAUUCACCUUCAAAGCCUUCGGGUGCAUGGUUGAACUCAAGUUCUACUCAAACAAAAGAUAAGAAUAUGGAAGAUGCAGAAGAAUUGCACAAUGAGAGAAAACGAUCUCUAGAGAUGUCAGGAACGAGUGAGCCUUUCGUAUUUGGCAAUAAUAAUCAACAUUCAGGCGGAGCAUUUCUAUUUCAACAGCCACUAUCACCUACAAUCGAGGGACCAGACGUCGAUAUGGCGACAGAAUUGAGGAAUCAGGGAACAUCUUCCAGUAGAAAAACACAUGCAACUCGACUAGACAAUGACCAAGAACAGGACCAGUCAAGCUCUUCUAGAAGGCCUGUCUCUCAAGGAGCUGUACAACGAGUAAAUAGACAAAGGGCAGCGAAUAACAAAAAGCCAUCAUCCCUUCCAAGAAGGAGAAAGACUUCACUUGGUCGCCGUGGCUUACAUGGUGGAGAGGAAGAUGAGGAGAACGACGAAGACAUUAGCGCAGAAUGGGAAGAUGACGAAAAGUAUGAUACAUUGACACAACAGCGAAGGAAAGGAAGAGGAAUAGAAAGACAACGAUCGCUCAGUAGACGAGUGGGGGAUACGUUGAAUAUACACUACUUCUUCAAUGGAUCGAAUAGAGAUGAUCAUAUGACCCAAACUAAUGCCACUCAUCGCACUCAAACCUCCCCGCCACGAUCUUGGCUCGAUCCCGAAUGGUGUUUAGGAAUGGCACAAUUUGGCUUCAAUGCAACUUUACUUAUUGGGGUUGUUUGGGUGCUGUUCAACGUUGUUAGAACUUUGCAACGUGACGUUUCAAGUAAAGUACGAGAGUAUGAAAUGGAAUAUCUUGCGGAAAUUGAAGCAUGUUCGCAAAGUUAUCAUUUGAACAGAUGUGGAACAGACGGCGCUGUACCUGCUUUAGCGAACGCAUGUGCAAAUUGGCAAAGAUGUUCAGCAAGAGACCCAGCAAACGUUGGAAGAGCUCGUGUGGCUGCUGAAACGGUAGCAGAGAUCGUUAAUGGAUUUGUAGAUGUGGUCAGUUGGAAGAGUAUGCUAUUCACACUGCUAUCUCUCAUCAUUAUCGUCGGCGCAACAAAUUCUUUCUUAUCUUUCUUCCGAAUUCGAUCAAGGGCGAACAAGGGCAACAAAAAUAGUAAUAUCCAGCAUCAAGAUGACCCUCGGCAUGCUAUUCCUCCGCCGCAUGAAUACGGAGGAUACGAUAUGCAUUCUCAUGAUCAUUAUUUGCGAUCCCGUGCAUGGCAUCCCAGCUCUCCCACUACACCUCAAUCGAAGCGGAUGUGUAGAUGAAGGGAGAACGAUUCAUUGUACUAUUUAUGGAAUAUACACAUGCUUUUCAUUGAUCAUAAGUCGAAGCGAG